UCGGGAACUAUGUUUUUUUUCCCCCUUGGUUUUUUUUUCAUGAGGGACACAAUUUAGGUUUACACCACAGUAGGACUUUCCCUACCCGUAGUCGUGUGAAAUCCGCCUUCUGUGUUACGAUUGGAUACAAUCUAUGGCACGUGCAUGUAUUUUAUCCAAUCUGCUAGUGGGAUGAAAUUUCUAACCAAUCAUCACGCAGUAGGCGGGUUUGUCGUAAAACAGUUGGAAGAAAAAAACAACAACAACAACAACAACAGAGAUUGGCGUAGAUGCGGAUUGAACGUAUGGAAUCGGCGGUGCGUCCCGGUUGGACGAUGAACGAGUUGAAGGCGGAGCCUCUGGACUUUGUGAGAGAUUUUCAGGAGUAUCUCGAUCAGCAGACGCAUCACGUGAACACGCUGUCGUCUUCUGUGAAUGGAGAGAAAAGUGAUGAGGAUCUGCGGACAGGUGUGUCUGAGACGGAACAGAGUGCGAUGGAUCACUUAGCGUCGAUCGAGGUGCGUCUGGACACGGACGGAUUCGAGAGGACAGUCGACGGAAAAUUCCGGUGUCGUUACUGCAAUUACGCCAGCAAGGGGCAGGCCAGACUCAUCGAGCACAUGCGCACACACACAGGAGAGAAGCCUCACCGUUGUCAGCUCUGUCCGUUCUCCUCAGCGUAUGAGCGACAGUUGGAGACACACAUGCGCUCACACACGGGUGAGAAACCUUAUAAGUGCGAGCUGUGUCCAUUCCGCUGUAACGACCGGAGCAACUUGUCUCACCAUCGCCGCCGUCGACACAAACUCCGCCCCUUGAUGAACACAGCCUCGACGCGGACCAAACCGAAACAGUUGUUCGUCGCCGAGGACAAAUCCCUCCCUCUUUCUCAACCAGCAGCCAAUCAGGAACAAGACUGCGACGAUGAGUUGCAUCCCAGUUCACCCAACCAGGUUUUGGAGGGCUACGAAAGGGAGGCCAAAGGUCACACUCUGACUCCGCCCUCUCAGGACCCUAAUGCGGACGCGCUCUUGAGUCCAGAAUCUUUUCCGGCGCAGAUUAACACCCAGACACUGUAUUUCUGUCCGCAUUGCCAGACGUAUUUUGGUGACAAUGUGCUUUACACCGUGCAUAUGGGUUGCCAUGGUUACGACCAGCCUUUUCAGUGUAACGUCUGCGGUGUGCACUGCAGCGACAAGUACGAGUUCGCCUGUCACUUCACCCAGGGACAACACCGCAAGUAACACACACACACGUUUAUCUAUAUCUCCCAAACCGGUAUUUCUGCUUUCAUCCAGGGAGGAAGUUGGGGUCAGAGGUCAUUAAUUGUACUCGCGCUCUGUUUUUUUCAUAUACAGACACGCCCACUUUCUCUUCUGUUGUUUUCGGUCCACGCCCCCUCUCAGAGCUGAUCUUGUUUACAUAUACAUCGUCAUUUCAGUGUCUUAAAGCGACACAGCCACUUUCAUUUUCAGACACAAUCUAAUUUAAAGGCCACGCCCUCUUUCUGUUCAAUGGCAUUAAAGCCACACCCACCCAGAUCAUUUCCAUCAAGUGUGUCAUUUCAGUGACAUUUUCUGUGUGAUUAAUGCCACGCCCAUGAAGAACCAUCUGACUUUCAUAAACAGGAUGGAAAUUAAAGGACACGCCCACCUUUUCUUUUAUGUUCACUUGAAGGACACGCCCACAUUGUUUCAACCGCUACAGCUAGUGUCGUUUCCUAUACAGUGUCUAAUUAAAAGGACACCCCCACAUUUCUUCUACAGCAUUCAAGCAACCAUGGUCUCAAAGCCGUGCCCACUCUGAGAGGGUUCUCAUGUCACACCCACUCAGAGCCUGUCUUAUUUCCAUAUGCAGUGUGUCGUUUAAAGGCCACACCCAUUUUCUCUUCCAUGGCUUUCAAGCCAUGCCCACUCAGAACAGCUCUUGUGAUCAAAUGUAGUACAUUUAAAGGCCACGCCCACUUUCUUUUCCGUGUUCUGAAAGCCACACCCACUCAGAACGAUUCCAAUAUUUAUAUUUAGCAAGUAACUGCAACACUCUUCUAAUGUCAAGCCACGCCCACUCUGUCAUAUACAGUAUGCCAUUGUAAUGACUACACGCCCAUAUUUUUUUCCUGUGGUCUGAAAGCCACGCCCACUUAUAGCUGCCCUAAUUUUGAUGUGUAAUAUAUAUUUUGAAGGUGAGAGAAUUACACAGAACUGUUUUUUUCCCCCCCUCCCACCUGUCCUGCAUGAUCCCAGUCCACGCCCACUCAGCCUCUAUUCUUCCAUGUACAGUAUUGAUUUCAAGGACAGGCGUUAGUAUUUAUGGCCUUCAAACCAAACACAGAAAUUAUAUUAUUAAUUAUAUCAUAAAGAAAAUAAAGUCAACUUUCUUAACUUUAUAAACUGAAAGUAUUUAGCGUUUAUACUAACGUUUCUCUGAUCUGUUGGAAAAUUUCUAAAAAAAAAGUUAUGUUAAUGAAUUUAAUUUUUUUUUUUACAUUGUACUUGUAACCCAGUUUCAUUUUAAUUCCUUAUUUUAUUUCAGAGAGAGAGAUAAGACAGUGAGGUUAUGGGGUUGAUGUAAUAUUUUCAUAGUUUUAAAAUAAUUCGUGUUUAAAAAAUGUUCACUGAUAUGAAUUUUAUUAGGAUUUUACAAACUGAUUAAAAAAGUGGUUUGAUUUAUCUAGUGACAUGAUUUUAAUAUCUAAAUAAAAAAACAGAAAGGAGAAUUACAACAGCAAAAUGUAUUCACAGAAUGAAAAAUACAAAAAAAAAAUCAAUAAUUACAGUGCCCUCCACAAUUAUUGGCACCCUUGUAAAGAUUAGUAAAAAAGGGUUGGGGGAAAAAAUCCAUCUUUUGGUGAAGUCGCUUCAUCUCACACUGAAAAGAAAAAAAAAAACCCAACCUUUAAUUGAAAAAUUUAUUCAGAGAAAAACAACCCCUCCCAUCAAGAAUAUAUUUUCAGCAAAAACAUGUGCCACUAUUAUUGGCCCCCUGGAAAUGAUCAUGAACACACUGUACCUGAAGUGUGUUUCCUGUGUAAAUUGUCCAUGUGUGAGUUGAUUGGAGUGUGUAGAAACUUUCAAGCUGUAAUCUGUGACUCCCUGAUUAACUGGGGAACAAAUAUGAGGCGACACAGAGGCCAAAUUCCCUCAACAUCAACAUGGGAAAGAUGAGAAACACACAAACCCAGUGAGGGAGAAGUGUGUUGAUCUUCAUCAGUCAGGGAAUGGGGAUACAAAAUUGCUACUCGCCUGAAAAUGUCAAUUUCUACUGUUAGGGCAAAAAUAAAAAAGUGGACACCAACUGGACCUGUUCCACACUCAGCUGGAAGAGGAGCUGAGUUUAUUUUACCCCACGGACAGUGAGGAGGGUAAGAGAGGCAAAAAAUUCUCAAGGGUCACGGUUAGUGAAUUACAAGAAAAAGUAAAAUCUUGGGGUUUCCGAGUCUCCAAACCCCCAUCAGACUCAGUUUGCAAAAUGCUACGACAGCUUUGACUGGAACUGUGUUCUCUGGUCUGAUGGAACAAAAAUGGAGCUUUUUGUCAAUGGGUUUGGUGUAAACAGAAGGACGGCUAUAAUGAACAGAACCCGAUCCCAACUGUAAAAUAUGGAGGAGGUUCUGUGAUGUUUUUGGGGCUGUUUUUCCUCCAAAGGCCCUGAAACCUUGUUAGGGUCCACAGCAUCAUGGACUCCAUGAAACACCAGGACAUUUUAAAUCAGAAUCUGGCUCCUCUGUCAGGAAACUAAAACCCGGUCGUCACUGGAUCUUCCAGCAGGACAAUGAUCCGAUGUCCAAAUCAACACUAAAAUGGUUCGCUGAGAAUCACAGAAUCGAGCUUCUGCCCUGAACAUCUCAGUCCCCUGAGCUGAAGAGGAGAGAGCACAAGAGAGGGUCGAGACCCUGGAUGAUCUGGAGAGAUUGUGUAAAGAGGAAUGGGCUCAAUGCCCCGCUCUGGAUCUCCAACCUUAUAAAAUGUUAGAGGAGAGACUCAGUGCUGCUUUACUGACAAAGGGGGUGUACAGAGGACUACAUGCGGGGGGGCGGCAAUAAUAGUGGCACAGGUGUUUUUGUUGAAAUUAUAUUUCUUAAUGAGGGAUUUGUUUUUCUCUGAAUAAAUUUAUUUCGAAUAAACGUUGGAUUUUUUAUCAUUUUUUCAGUGUGAGAUGAAGCGACUUCACCAAAAGGUGGAUUUUUUUCUAACCAUUUUUAGUAAUCUUUACAAGGGGUGCCAAUAAUUGUGGGGGGCUCUGUGUACAAUAUGAAUUCAAAGAAAUUGGUGAAAACAUCAGAUCAAAACAUGAGUGAAUGUACAUUAUAUCGUUUCUCUCAAAAUGAAAAGCUAGAAUUAUUAAAAAUGUAUUAAACACAAUCAUGUAUGAUUUUAUGAUUAACACUCACAGCUGUGUGCUGCAAUCCUGUCUUCUAAUUAAAUUUGAUAUCAGAAAAAUAUUAAUCUAUUUAUAUAUAUAUAUAUAUAUAUAUAUAUAUAUAUAUAUAUUUUAAUUAAAUAAAACAAAUUGUCAACAGUGAACUUUUUCAUAAUUAAUAUUAGUAAUAGUUUGAAGAUUAAAGAAUUGAGAAUAAUGCAGAAGGUUGCCCUCUUUUGCAUUUUUUAAAAAAAUAAUUAUUGAUAUUGGAAAAUAAUAAUGCUGUCAAUGCCAUAAUGAAGGCAACAAUCAACAUUAUUAAAUCAAGUGAAUUCAAUUAGGGCUUCCUUGCAGCUUUUAUUGUAAUUAAUGAAAAAAAAAAAACGUAAAUUAAGUAUUUUUCAUCUCAUUUUAAAUCACUAAAUUGAUUAAAAAAGUGAAUUAAAUGAGGUAUUUUUAGUCUCAUUGUAAUUACUAUUUAAAAAAAAAAAAAUCAAUGAAGUGGGGUGCCAUUACUUUAACGAGCAGAGACACAGGGACUGCACUAUAAACAUCUCUUACGCUGUGAAUGAAUCAUUUCUCUUUAAUGAGAAACUUCAUUUUUAUUCUUUAUAAAUGAACCCAUUCUGUGUUUGUUACACGGAUUCGGAGCUGGACGUGGAGUCCACGCCGUGUCGCUCCAACAUCACGCGUGUUCUGCGUGUAAACGUGUCGGUUGCGAUGUUGACCACACGCUCCACACACACACACUCGUCCUGUCCCAGCUGUUGGAGAACCUGAGCUCUGAGCUCCUGCAGGAAGAGAUUCUUCUCCUCCCCCAGAGCUCUCGCCAACCCCUUCAGCUCCUCACCACUCUGCCUGUGUGCUACACACACACCAUCAGCAUCAUCACACACUGAUUAUAAUCCACCAUACUGAGGAAUGCUGGACUCUGAUUGGUCAGAGGGUGUUGAUUCCUGUCCUGUUCUCACCUCUCGCUGUCACCAUGGCCUGAGACACGAGUCUCCUGCACACCUGAUCCACCUGAUGAACCACACUGCAGGCACAGCGCUGUCUGUCUGCCUCCUGAGAGAGAGACAGAGAGAGAGAGACUUUUGACUUUUAAAAACAUCUUUAGUUUUGUUCUUAUCUACUGAAAGUAAAACUUAAUAAAAAUAUAGAAGGUGCAUUUGGAAACAUUCAUUACUACAACUCAUCAAAUCCAUUACACAAGGAUCUUUCUUUAAAAAAAGAAAAAUGUUAUGCACACACAAAACACCAUAAUAAAAAAUAAAAUAAAAAAACUAAAAAGUAAAAAAUUAGGCGGCACGGUGGUGUAGUGGUUAGCGCUGUCGCCUCACAGCAAGAAGGUCCGGGUUCAAGCCCCGUGGCCGGCGAGGGCCUUUCUGUGCGGAGUUUGCAUGUUCUCCCCGUGUCCGCGUGGGUUUCCUCCGGGUGCUCCGGUUUCCCCCACAGUCCAAAGACAUGCAGGUUAGGUUAACUGGUGACUCUAAAUUGAGCGUAGGUGUGAAUGUGAGCGUGAAUGGUUGUCUGUGUCUAUGUGUCAGCCCUGUGAUGACCUGGCGACUUGUCCAGGGUGUACCCCGCCUUUCGCCCGUAGUCAGCUGGGAUAGGAUCCAGCUCGCCUGCGACCCUGUAGGACAGGAUAAAGUGGCUACAGAUAAUGAGAUGGAGUUAAAAAUUAAGAGCCAGUGAGCCGUCCCCUUCAAGUGAACAUAAAACCUGCCUAAUUCCCCACAAAUCUAUUUAAAAAAAAAAAAAAAAGUGUGCAGGUUGUUGGUCAGUUUUUAAAAAGCAAGUUCUACUCGGAGACGAGCUGUAAUUAACCCUUUCAAGCUCUGCACCACAUCAGUCCGACCUUGGCCUUGCAUCUGGUUUUUCCUGGUCUUCCAUGUUGCCACUUUUGCACUUCCAAAUAAAAAGUUAAUUAAAA
Molecule: messenger RNA, 6271 nt
Organism: Neoarius graeffei (lesser salmon catfish)
Lineage: Eukaryota; Metazoa; Chordata; Actinopteri; Siluriformes; Ariidae
Product: zinc finger protein Pegasus-like
Exons: 4
Coding region: 270-1223 (317 amino acids)
Biological process (GO): regulation of transcription by RNA polymerase II
Molecular function (GO): RNA polymerase II cis-regulatory region sequence-specific DNA binding; DNA-binding transcription factor activity
Source: RefSeq, a predicted model, not a curated record